Molecule: messenger RNA, 9778 nt
Organism: Calidris pugnax (ruff)
Lineage: Eukaryota; Metazoa; Chordata; Aves; Charadriiformes; Scolopacidae
Gene: RPS6KA2
Product: ribosomal protein S6 kinase, 90kDa, polypeptide 2
Exons: 21
Coding region: 389-2590 (733 amino acids)
Biological process (GO): intracellular signal transduction; protein phosphorylation
Molecular function (GO): magnesium ion binding; ATP binding; ribosomal protein S6 kinase activity
Source: RefSeq, a predicted model, not a curated record
UUUAUCUCAAACCUGCUCCGCCUGGGACGCGGGAGCUGUCAUCUGCCGGAGCUGAUUAUGCACGCAGGCACAGCAGAGCCUGAUUGGGUGUAGUAGGACCUAAGGCGAGGGGGAGAGGGAGCAGAGAGAGAGAGUUGGGCUCGCUGUACUGAAAUGUAAACACUGGGAAGCGAGAGGGAGCCCAACGCCUUUAUGCUCCCAACUGCCAGCGGCAGCUUCCCGGGGCUCCAGAGCCCUGCCACAGUGAGCUGCGCCCGGCUGGAUGAGCAGAAGCGGGGACUCCGGAGGAUCUGCCUGGGGAUAUAAAUCGGGGGCCGUCGGGAUGCGCUAGCUUUCUCCGGCGGCGCCGCAGCUCCUUCGUGCUCCGCGCCGCAGCUGGGACGGGGCGAUGGACAUGAACAUGAAGAAGUUCACAGUGCGUCGCUUCUUCUCCGUCUAUCUCCGCAAGAAGUCUCGGUCAAAGAGCUCGAGCCUAAGUAGAUUUGAGGAAGACGGUAUCGUGAAGGAAAUAGACAUCAGUCAUCAUGUGAAGGAAGGUUUUGAAAAAGCAGAUCCUUCUCAGUUUGAGCUGCUGAAAGUAUUAGGACAAGGUUCAUAUGGAAAGGUAUUUCUAGUGCGGAAGAUCAAAGGAUCUGAUGCGGGUCAGCUUUAUGCCAUGAAGGUACUUAAGAAGGCAACUCUGAAAGUUCGGGAUCGGGUACGAUCAAAAAUGGAGAGAGACAUUUUGGCAGAAGUGAAUCAUCCUUUCAUAGUCAAGCUUCAUUAUGCAUUUCAAACAGAAGGAAAGUUGUAUCUAAUACUCGAUUUCCUGCGGGGAGGCGACCUUUUCACAAGACUCUCCAAAGAGGUGAUGUUUACAGAAGAGGAUGUCAAGUUCUACUUAGCUGAGCUGGCCUUGGCGUUAGACCACCUCCAUGGUCUUGGAAUUAUUUACAGAGAUCUAAAACCAGAAAACAUUCUUCUUGAUGAAGAGGGCCACAUUAAGAUAACAGAUUUUGGUCUCAGUAAAGAAGCCAUCGACCAUGACAAGAGAGCGUAUUCGUUCUGUGGGACAAUAGAGUAUAUGGCCCCAGAGGUGGUCAACCGACGAGGACACACACAGAGUGCAGACUGGUGGUCUUUCGGCGUACUCAUGUUUGAGAUGCUGACGGGAUCAUUACCCUUCCAGGGAAAAGACAGAAAGGAGACAAUGGCUCUCAUUCUCAAAGCCAAGCUGGGAAUGCCGCAGUUCUUGAGCGUAGAAGCCCAGAGCCUGCUGCGAGCCCUCUUCAAGAGGAACCCCUCCAACAGAUUAGGUGCUGGAUUUGAUGGAGUGGAAGAAAUUAAACGUCACCCUUUCUUUGUUACUAUUGACUGGAACAAACUAUACAGGAAAGAAAUCAAGCCACCGUUCAAGCCCGCAGUGGGACGGCCAGAAGACACCUUUCAUUUUGAUCCAGAGUUCACGUCUAGGACCCCCACAGAUUCCCCAGGUGUUCCUCCAAGCGCCAAUGCUCAUCAUCUUUUCAGAGGGUUCAGCUUCGUUGCCUCUAACUUGGUGCAAGAGCCUGCACAGCAGGAUGUGCACAAAAUCACCGUCCAUCCGAUUGUGCAGCAGUUACACGGGAACAACAUUCACUUUACAGAUGGAUACGAGAUCAAGGAGGACAUAGGAAUUGGCUCCUAUUCAGUGUGCAAGAGAUGUGUUCAUAAAGCCACAGAAACAGAGUUUGCAGUGAAGAUAAUUGAUAAGAGCAAGAGAGACCCCUCUGAAGAAAUUGAGAUCCUCUUGCGAUAUGGCCAGCAUCCAAACAUCAUUACUCUUAAAGAUGUCUACGAUGAUGGGAAAUAUGUGUACCUGGUGAUGGAGCUGAUGCGGGGGGGUGAGCUCCUGGACCGCAUCCUGCGGCAGAAGUGUUUCUCAGAGCGGGAGGCCAGCGCGGUGCUCUGCACCAUCACCAGGACCGUCGACUACCUGCACUCUCAGGGUGUGGUGCACCGAGACCUCAAGCCAAGUAAUAUCCUCUACAUGGAUGAGUCAGGAAACCCAGACUCCAUCAGGAUCUGUGACUUCGGGUUUGCCAAGCAACUGAGAGCGGAGAACGGGCUGCUCAUGACUCCCUGCUACACCGCCAACUUCGUCGCCCCUGAGGUCCUGAAACGCCAAGGUUAUGAUGCAGCCUGUGACAUCUGGAGCUUGGGGAUCCUACUGUAUACCAUGUUGGCAGGGUUCACUCCUUUUGCAAAUGGACCAGAUGACACCCCAGAGGAGAUUCUGGCCAGGAUCGGCAGUGGCAAAUAUGCACUUACAGGAGGCAACUGGGAUUCGGUAUCUGAUACCGCAAAGGACAUUGUAUCAAAGAUGCUUCAUGUAGACCCUCACCAGCGCCUCACAGCAGUCCAAGUCCUAAGACAUCCAUGGAUAGUGAACAGGGAGUAUCUGUCUCAAAACCAACUCAGCAGACAGGAUGUUCACCUGGUGAAGGGUGCAAUGGCAGCCACUUACUUCGCUUUAAACCGAGCACCUCAGGCACCAAGGCUGGAGCCUGUAUUGUCCUCCAAUCUGGCUCAGCGGCGGGGCAUGAAAAGACUUACCUCUACCAGGUUGUAGCAGUACCCUCAAAAGGCCUCUUUGAAAACCCACCGUUUAUUAUUUGAGAGAUUCAUCUUUACUUGGCUAGCAGAACUAUUUUGGACAACCUGCACAUGAAAUCGCCAGAAAUAGCAGAAGUCCAGCAUAAGGCAAAGUUCUCCUUUGCUCCAUCAUUUCUUUUACAUUCCAGCCAGGGUCCCAAGUUUAACAACUUCACAAAGACGUGCCAAUUUUGCCAGUAGCUCUGUUUCUUAAUGAGAUAAAACCAAAUAAAGUAGAAGCGCUCCAUCCUUCCCACCCUAGGAAAUACUGGUUUUGAGUCCUUAAGAUGUUCCAUGGGAACACUGUUUUCAUUCUGUUUCGCAAGAAAAGCACUUUUUGCUAUGAAGAACGCAGUCAGGUUUGAAUGUUUUCAGUUGUCCCAGCACGCGUCAUGAUGAAGUGGCUCGUCUGGUCACCAGUAGACAUCUACUGAUCUCCACUCACCCCAGGAAGAGUGAAGGCUGAAGAGACACGUGAAUACUACCUUACUUGAAAUAAGUGCUAUACAGCAUGAAGGAGAGGGAGCUGUUGGUGGUGGAAAUACCUUCUGAUUUCAAGAAAUCUUUUGCACUUUGCCCCUGCCCUCUCUGGAAAACGAAGUCAGCACUGUUUGCGGAGUGUGUGCCACCAGCCCUGACUUACCCAGAGGUCUCUGACAGCAGAAAACCUCUGAGAAACUUGCUCCUCCGAGGAAAUUAUUUGGUCUUAAGAGACUGCGGGAAAGCAUUCACAUAAAACAGCGUGAGUGGGAGCCUGUGGAUCAGGGGACAAAAAGGCACCUGGUCUUGCCCAGCAAGCAGGAGGUCUGGGAGCACUAGGUGAGGGGGCUGGGGAACCGGGCAGAGGCAGGGAAUGGUGCAGGUGACUUUGAGGACAGUAGGCAAAAAAAGACCCAUGGCGGCAUGAUGGGGAGUACUGCCAGAGGGAACUAGCAAGUGCUUAGGGGGCUAACUGGGACUCUUUAACGAGGGACAGUCCCUCUUCAGCAGCUGGUGCAGAAGAGGGUGGGUGUCUGGGUUGCUAAGGGGCCGAGUGGGUGGGUGCAGCCAUCCUGCCACACCGUCACGGUGUCUGCUGACAGAGACCUGGCUCUGGCAGGCCAGAAUGCCACCCUGGAGCGAGCAAGGCCAUUUCCAGUCACGGCUCCCUGCCCUUCCCUGGCUGCUCACCCCAAUCCACCCCCGUCUCCCAACAUUUCCUGUCCCUGCCUGGCUGUUCUGCUCUAGCAGAGCUGCACUCCCUGUGCCAUGUGUGUGUGGAGAGUGCCCACUUCUCAAGAGUCCAGCUAACUCUGUUACAAGCUUUAAUAAUAAUAAAUUAUGAGGAGAAAGGGGGAGGAUGCUCUGCUUUUAUAUUUAUAUAAAUAUGUACAUGUGUAUUUAUAUACAUAUAAAACAAAAGUUCUGUACCCUAAUACCUGGUUUUUCUAGGUUCAGGGAAAGAAAACUUUGUUGAAACGGUCUCAGCAAAAUGGACCUUUUUUUCUCAAUCCCUGAUUUAAAAAAAAAAUGAGCAAGCUUUGUGGUGCCGGAUGUGAACUAUUUUUUUAUUCUUUCUCUUACCCAUCUUGGCUUAUUGUGGUCACAAGCUGACCAGGAUUCUUCUUUGUACUGCUUUUGUUAAUUUUUGUUUUCCAAGUAAAUUUUGUCACCUCGGAUGCUUUAUGGGAAAAGCUAAUGUGCUAUGUUGGCUUUUUUUCUGUUGUGAUGGAAAAAAAGAGAAAUGUGAACAUGGAGCUUCAUAUGCUAGAGAUGGUAAUUUUUCCUUGCUGGGUGGUAUGUGCAUCUCGGUGCUGAACUGGAAUUACCAGGUCAUUGCCUCAGAAUGUCCAAGGGAACGAGUAGUUGCAUUUGCUAUAGCAAUAUGCUUCCUAAAACUAGCUCUGUUCCAGCGUUGACUGAAAUUUGUUUGUUUGCAUUCGUCUAUUUUUAAAUUUAAAUUUAUUCUUAAUAAUUUAAAACGGUAUUUAAUGUUCAGGUUUAUGUGCUGUGCACAGAGGUCUGCUGCAAAGCAGCUCUUCUUGAAGCCCGUCUCUUUUCUAGAAUAAACGAUGCUGUGAAACCUCACGCCGUGGCUGGAUUGGCUUGGACUGAUGGGUGCAGACACACACAGGUGUGUGUCCAUGGUUGUACACACAGCAGCCCUCAAUCCUCCCCUCCCGGUAACCCGGGCUCACUGACAGCUUUUUCACUGCAUUUACACUUUCCCUCUUGUUAGAAGUUGAGUUUGUUUGUGGGAGCAGCGUGCUGCGAGGUGAGUCCACGGGCAGGAAAGAUCCUGAGGGAUGAGGAAAGGCUCGGGCCAGGCCUUGUUUCCCUGGAAGUGACUUCUAUCCUGGAAGAAGGCAAGGUGGGCACAAAGGAUGCUGAGGGCAACCUGGAGGGAGGGCUGGGUUUUCUGGGGUCCCAGCUGAUGUGUGUUGUUUCAACAAAAUAUAUUUUUAAUGUCCAGUGCAAUUGUAUUGUAUACGGGCAGAAAGAGGGUUGUAAAUCUUAUGUGCAGUUUUUGUCUCCCCCUGAGAUUUCCUCGUUAUCUUUCAUUGCUUCAGUUUGCUUUCUCUUCACAGCCAAUGGGAACAGUCUAAUUCCCUCUUGAUAUACUCUGUCUUAAUUCUUUGAGCAUUUUUUCAAUGAAUAUAAUUGUAGGCCAAGCUUACAGGGUGUUGCUCUUCCUGAAGUUUAAUGGUUUGAAUCUCUUCCUGAUUUAGCUCUUUCUAACCCUCCAGCUAUCACCCUAUUAACCUAUUAGGUUUGGGCCACAUACAGAAUGAUACAUGUUGAUGCUCAUUAAUUACUUUAUAAGCCUAUAAAUUACAUAUAAUGGGGUUUGCUUAUUAAGAUGUUGUUGCCGGUGCAUCCAGAUGGAUGCAGGUGUGUGUGUGUAUAUAAAUACAUGCACACAAAAAGUGCUGUCCCAGCCUGUCCAAACAAGGAUAGAAAUGUAGUCAGUGCUUGAGGUGAUACUCAGAAGAGUUUUGUCUGCAGUGUUCUUGAAAGUCUGUCAUUGGAAAUGGUAGUGGUGACUGUGGGUGUGGAUAGGUGGCUGUGGAAGAGGCUGUCCCGUCCAGCCUCCCCUCCAUCCCACCCCCCAGGCAGAUCAGCCCCCUCCCCGCCUCAGGCUUGCCAUGGGAGAUGCUCUUCUGAGGAUUUGCUGACCUGUUUCGGUCAAGAUGAACCCAAUUAAACCAUUUCCACUGUUAGUCUUGCUGAUCCAGCUCGCUUUGACUGAAAUACAAGAGUCUCCAUCAGCCAAUCCAAGGGACGGUCCCUCCUGGCAGAGGGGGAGGAAGGUGCCAUUGGCACUCGUUAUUUCAGACUGGCAGCACCUGCUGCUUCCACUGGCCCUGCUGAAUCCAGGCAAAGCUGCAUGACCAUGGCCUAAUUACUGCUACGGCUGCUUUUAUACCAGCAUCUCCUUUCCAGACUCCUUGCUACAGCAUAGCUCAGCAAUAAGCAUUUACUCUUUCUAGGAGAAAACUUAACUGAAAAAAAGCUUAGCCUCUCUCUCUUUUUCUCUUUUUCAUCUUGAGGGAGUUCUACUAAAUGUUAUGUUUAACUCCUGAAAGUCUAAAAAUCACUUGGAAUUAGAUCAUACCAUUUUGCAGGUUAUUAGUCCGCAAAGCGACCUAGUGCCUUAGGCUAUUACCAAUAGUAGAGUUAGAUUUCUGAACCAGCAAGGUACGCAAGGCAGUGACCAUCCAAGGCAUACUAAAGUGUAUCUGUCACAGACAUGGUCAUUUCAUCUGGUGAGCCACUUCAAAAGCUGCCAUUCAGCUCAGUAGAGAGGAGUCUGCCCAGCAGGGAGGAGGCAUCUCCCCACCCUUUGCAGAGCUGGACCCCACCUCUGCAGCUCCAGGACUUCAACGGUCCUGAUGAAGAAGAUCAUGGGAAAAGUUACCCCAGUUCCUACAGAGCACCCCAGCUUCUGUAUAUGAAAAAGGUGUGGGAGAUGCUGCUCAGAGGGAGAGCUGACCCCUCAUGCCCCCAGUCCCCCAUAAAUUUUUACUUGUUUAAAAAUUGUUUAAUUUUUUCUAAGCAAGUUUUAACAGUAUAAAGCCUGACUUUUUCAGCAAACCACAAGUGACCUUCGCAGAUACUUUGCAAUCAACCCCUACAUCUGGAAAAAAAAAAAAAAAUUCCAUCUGACAAUAGAUUCUGGUUUGCUUCUCUAGAAAAUAAUUUUCAGCAGCUCCCUGAGAUGGCUCUAGGGAUAACCCAGGCACAGAGAGCUGGGAGAAGCAUGUCUUGUGUGCCAUGAUGUCGUGACGUGACAUUGUAUGUCACACUCUUACAAAGUACAGAUUGUGUGUCCCUGUGCUUUGUCUAACCCUGGAUGGGUUAGACUGGGAUCCAUCCCUGGAUGGGGUGCUACUGGGACUCUUCAGCCAGACUUCCAGUUAAACAGGUUUUGGACUGAGUUUGAAAGGGACACUGAGUCUGCUGGCUUACAGGGUAGAUCAGGCUCUAUUAGAAAUCAGUAUGCAGGUCCUUAUGGGAUGGGCUGGUUUUGCCUGUGUAGAGCAGUGCUCACUCUAACCACUCGUCGCUGGCUCUGGUACCUCCAAAUACAUCUGAACCUUAGUGGAGAACAGCAAUUGCUGUGUCUCUGUUAGGAAUUACGCCAGGGCUUGGAUCAUCCCCUAAGCCACGAAUGCCACAAGGGUUUCUUACGCCGCCGGUCCACAGAACUCCUGCCAGCAUAUGCAAGUGCUGGUGCUAAAAAAGGCAGGCAGCCACUUUCACUUGACCUCAGCUGUCAAGAGAAAUCUGUCCUUUCCCACCUCCCUUAUCCAGGUCAGCAUGGAGCAGAGCAAAUGUUUGUGCGGCAGAACGAGUGGCUGGGGGCAGCAGGAAGGCAACCAGUGCCUUUCUCUUGCCAGCAGUGCUGUCAACGCGUUGGUGUGGCUACAGCUUCGGUGUCACCUCUGUCCCUCUGUUUGAGCUAUGCUGAGCUGAGCCCAGGUGUGGCGCAGGGUCGGGGUGAUAAACGAUGGGAUGUUUGUAGAGCAGCUGGUUCCCAGUGCCAGGUUGUGUGCACAGAGCAGGGAGGACAAGCCCAGGCUUCUGAAAAUGGCUCCAAGUUCGUAUAAACUCCCUGCAACCACAGGGUAUAGGGCCACAGAUAACAUGCCAGGGGAAAUAAUGUUGACUGUGGGGGGUUUUUUUGCCAUCAUUGACUUUAUAAAGAGGAUAGAAAAAAUCCUGGGGUUUGUUUUUUAAUCACCUGUUUUUACAGGGGAAAUUCCUGGUUUUGUAGAGUGCUACAGUCUUCUAGAUGCCUAGUAGAAAUAAGGCAGAUAAACUUGGAAGGUAAAGUAGAUUACUGUAGCAGAAAAGCAGACAUCUCUCACCAGAAAAUUGUUUUAAUUCAGAUGUUUUGAAGCUGUAUCUUAAGAUGUGUGUAGCAAAAAUACCAAAGCAAAUAUUUAGAAGCAAAUUUCUCUUGGUGCCUUUAAUCAAGAGCCAAGAGAGCUCCAGGGUCACGUCUGAAUCCUAAAAGAUAGGCAAGAAGCACAGCUGGGUCAAUAAACUCAGAUAUUUCUUAGAUUAAAAUAAAAAGGCUUACAAUAAUAAGAUAUUUCAAUACAGUUUAUAAAAAAGGAAAAUGUGCAAGCCCGUUUUCUUCUCCUCAUUUGAAGCACGCAUCAUAAUCCCAUAGAAGCGUGAAUUCUUACCUCCUAGCUGAUCAUGCUUCUAAAACCCUGUAUUGCCCCAAGACAUUGCAGCUAAGCUGCUUCUGGUACCUCUGAUACUGUGUGAACACAGGCCCACAUUCCCCACUCCGUGCCUGCCCACAACAGGCACAAGCAACGAUUGUGCAUCCUCUUGUAUUCUGAAAGUUAGCAAAAAUUUGAGUGUUUAAACUCAGAAGAUAAAGUGAAGUUAAAAGUAACAUUCUCACUGUGUACAGAACUAAAAUUCUCAGUGUUGAUGGGAAGGGUGGGUAGGAGCCAGUGCAGAACAAGGGUGUUACAGAGCAAAUAGUCACAGUAGUUCUUAGAGCCAAAUUUUAGGUAAAAUCUAUUAAUAAGUUUUGUGAGCCUAGAGCUUGCAUUUCCAUGUGCAAGUGGGUGACAAAACAUGUGUAACCAGGCAUCCGAUCACGCAGUAGACUUGCACAUGGAAAUGUUUUGCAGCCCAAAGUUUAGAGUCUAAAAUUAACAAUGUGACCCUUUGCAUCAGCCUGUGUUGUGUAAACCAUAAUGUCCAGUGUUGUAUUGUACAACCACUACUUGCUUCACUUAUGCAGUUGCAGAGUCAAUUUGUUGCUCCAUCGUGUCUCCUAAAUGAAUGUGAUGAUGGUCAACGUUUUCAGAGACGCCGUAGCCUGAAAGGCAAAUGAGGAAAAUGCAUGUUCUCUUCAAUAAAGGAGAAUUUUGAAAGGAGAGGCUGGAAAUAAGCAUUUCGAAGUGCAGAAAAUGAAAACCAGUUGCUAAAAGGUUGUUUCUGAUCUGUGACUCGGCGCCAAAUCUUGUUUCCCUCACUCUUGAUUUGCCAGUUCCUCAUCUGUAUGCACCUUCAGUGAAACCAGGGGGCCAGCUCAGAGCAGGGUCCUCUUUCCUCUCGCAGUGGUGGAAUCUGGCCAUUAGAUGAUGAUGUGUGCGAGGAGCUUACUUGGGUAGCAGUCAGCAAAUUUGACAAAAUAUGAACCAUGAUCUAGCACUUUGUUUACGGGCUCCAUAUUCAUGUUUACAAAUUGUGAUUUCUGAGGCUCAUGCUUUUUAUGUUUCCUGUAUGAAAAGGGCAGCCAGUGUACAGAUAUUUAUUAUGUUUACCAGCGUUUCUGAAUAGAUUUUUUUUAUAGUACAUGGUUUUAUGAAGUGUAAUAUUUUUAUAGCAGAAUUAUGAUCUUUGGACUUUCUAUAUUGUUACCUACAAGUGUUUGCAAAUAAGCUCUUUGCUCCCUUUUUUCUGUGCACUGUGUCCAGUGUUGCUGCUGUUGCUGGCCUCAGCUGCUGCUGCCCCACCGUGACGUGGGCUGACGGUAUUGUGAAACUGUGCAAACUAACUUCAAAGAGCUGUGAUUGUGCUGAAGGGCUGGCUGCGUGCUGGGUCCCUCCCGGCAGGAGGGAUGGGGAGCUAUACUCUACCAGGGCAAGAGUUUACUGUGGAUGGCCCCCGAGGAGAAAGCCUCAGUGCCCACCUUUGUCUGUACUCUGCCAUU